Peromyscus eremicus (cactus mouse) is the source of this 3619-nucleotide messenger RNA. RefSeq names its product growth factor receptor bound protein 14 (gene Grb14). Gene Ontology annotation, biological process: negative regulation of insulin receptor signaling pathway; insulin receptor signaling pathway. The record is from RefSeq and is a predicted model, not a curated record. The transcript is spliced from 14 exons. Gene Ontology annotation, cellular component: plasma membrane; cytoplasm. Lineage: Eukaryota; Metazoa; Chordata; Mammalia; Rodentia; Cricetidae. The coding region runs from base 52 to 1671 and encodes 539 amino acids.
CCCCACGGUCGCCGCGCGGUCGCUGACUCCCCAGAUCCCCGGCCGACGACCAUGACCACAUCCAUGCAAGGGGGGCAGAGCGCCGCGGGCCGGGCGGCCGCCCAGGACUCGCCGCUGGCCGUGCAGGUGUGCCGCGUUGGCCAGGGCAGGGGCGACGCCCAUGACCCCGUGCGGGUCCCCGGACUGCACGCGCUGUCGCCCGCCUCCGACGCGACCCGCUACGGUGGUGCCGCAGACAGGAGAAAAAAGAAAGAUCUGGAUGUUCUGGAAACGCCAUCUAUUCCCAACCCCUUUCCUGAGCUCUGCUGUUCUCCGCUUACAUCUGUGCUGUCAGCAGGCCUGUUUCCCAGAGCAAAUUCAAGGAAGAAACAGGUGAUUAAAGUCUACAGUGAGGAUGAGACCAGCAGGGCCUUAGAAGUGCCCAGUGACAUCACCGCCCGGGAUGUUUGCCAGCUCUUGAUCCUGAAGAAUCACUAUGUGGAUGACAACAGCUGGACCCUUUUUGAGUACCUGUCUCGCACAGGUGUAGAAAGAACAAUAGAAGACCAUGAGCUGGUGAUUGAAGUGCUAUCUCACUGGGGGAUGGAAGAAGAAAAUAAGCUGUAUCUUAGAAAAAAUUAUGCCAAAUAUGAAUGUUUUAAGAACCCAAUGUAUUUCUUUCCAGAGCACAUGGUGUCCUUUGCAUCUGAGACCAAUGGUGACAGAUCCCCUACACAGAUCCUGCAGAUGUUUUUAAGCUCAAGCACAUAUCCUGAAAUCCAUGGCUUCUUACAUGCAAAAGAACAGGGAAAGAAGUCUUGGAAAAAAGUUUACUUUUUCCUGAGAAGAUCUGGUUUAUAUUUUUCUACUAAAGGCACAUCAAAGGAACCACGGCAUUUGCAAUUUUUCAGCGAAUUCAGCACUAGUAAUGUUUACAUGUCACUGCCAGGCAAAAAAAAACAUGGAGCACCAACUGCCUAUGGAUUCUGCUUUAAGCCUAACAAAGCAGGAGGACCCCGGGACCUGAAAAUGCUCUGUGCGGAAGAAGAGCAGAGCAGGAUGUGCUGGGUGACUGCCAUUAGAUUGCUGAAGUAUGGCAUGCAGCUGUACCAGAAUUAUAUGCACCCAUACCAAGGUAGAAGUGGCUACAAUUCUCAGAGCAUAUCACCCAUGAGAAGCAUAUCGGAGAAUUCCCUCGUAGCAAUGGACUUCUCAGGUCAGAAGAGCAGAGUCAUAGACAACCCCACUGAAGCUCUUUCAGUUGCUGUGGAGGAAGGACUCGCUUGGAGGAAGAAAGGAUGUUUGCGUCUGGGGAAUCAUGGUAGCCCCACUGCCCCAUCCCAGAGCUCUGCUGUGAACAUGGCUAUCCAUCAGUCCCAGCCAUGGUUUCAUCACAAAAUCUCUAGAGAUGAAGCUCAGCAGCUGAUUAUCCGGCAGGGGCCUGUGGAUGGAGUUUUCUUGGUACGGGACAGUCAGAGUAACCCCAGAACUUUUGUACUGUCAAUGAGUCAUGGACAAAAGAUAAAACACUUUCAAAUCAUACCGAUGGAAGAUGACGGUGAGAUGUUCCACACCCUGGAUGAAGGCCACACAAAGUUCACAGAUCUCAUCCAGCUGGUGGAGUUCUAUCAGCUCAACAGGGGUGUCCUUCCUUGCAAGUUGAAACAUUACUGUACUAGGAUGGCUCUUUAGCGAAUCUGUAUGUGACUCACUAAGAAAAAAUAGAAGAAAAAGAUUGCAAAGAAGAAUGUUUAAGGAGAGAGAUAACAAAUAGGCUGAAAUUAAACCAUGGUGAAAAGAAUAUUUCACCUUUGAGUUACAAAAUGGUCAUGCAUUGAAAAUUACUGAAGACUUGGAUUGGCCUUAUACUCAUUACUUACAAUUUAUUAGUUAAAAUUAAAUCUUAGUUAAAAAAAAUGACUUGUUCGUGUUCUUGUGUGAUUAUACAUUCCUAUGGUAUUUUGCUAAAUGUGCAACUUUAAGCAGUGAAUUGUCUUUAUUUACUUUCGUAGCAUCAGAGUUUUCACCAUGAAAUACAAAGGAGAAGUUGGGGGUUGAUACAGGGUUUGGGAGCACAUACUUUAGACCCUGCACUGAUGAGGCAAAGACAUAACAGUCAUGAGUUCAAGGUCUGACUGUGCUGUAAAGUGAGACCCUGUCUCAAAGAACAAGGGUUUGGAUGUAGUCAAGUAGUUCUGCCAUUGCUUGAAGUCCUGGGUUUGAUCCUCAGCACAGCCAAAAGUGAAAACCAAAAACUGGUUCAGAAUAAUUUUUUACACACUGUAUUUCGGCUAUGCUACCUUAAAAAUAUUAAUAAGUAUAAUAAAAGCUUGAGUUAUCAAUUAAAUGAAACUACCUAUAACUUGUUGAUUAUAGUUAUAAACCAUUUUGAACUAGAUGUAUUUCUGAGUUUAAAAUAGCCAAAACAAAAAAGCAAAUCAUAUUGUUAAUUGGGAGCUAAAUUAUUUUUAGAAAAAUUGAUUUUUGUGAUGAUUCAUAAUGUUGUUAAGUCACUAGUUAUACAGACUCCUCUAAUAAUGUACACUUAGUUGCAUAUUAUUGAAAUAUUUUCACUUAUUUAUUUAGUUAUUUAAUUUUUUGCUUUGGUGGAGUGAUUUAUCUUUAAGGAAAUAAUCAAAACAUAGAAAAGGUUGGCAUAAUUAACAUGUACUUCAAGACAUAUAAUCUAUGAUUCUGUGACUGGUCACCCCAAUAUUUCACAUUUAUCUCAUGUUCUGGCUUACACCAUACUCGAGAUCCUUUACCCAAUCAUUUUCCCAAUCAGAGCAGGUGAAAUGAAAGGUUUCAAAUCUAAAAAUCCGAACAACUAAAUCCAUUUUUUCUCUUCUUUGUGUGUUCUUCUUUUAGCUUCUCACUAUGGUAGCUAAUCACUUUGCAAACCUGAAACACUGAGACACUGUCCUCCCUCAUCAUCUCGAGAGCUUUGGGAAAGAACUGUCCUCCUCCUCCUCUUCCUCCUCCUCCUCCUCCUCCUCCUCCUCCUCCUCCUCCUCCUCCUCCUCCUCCUCCUCCGUCCUUUCCUUCUUUGGCUCCUCCUCCUUUCUCUCUUCCUCUUGUUUCUUUCUGUUUCGAUGACUCUUGUUCUCUUUUGGGGCAUGAUAAUAGUUCUUAAAAAAAUGACUAGAAACAAAACACCAGCAAGCAUUAAUAUAUCUUUUUUUAAAACUGACCUUUGUAACAGCACCAUGGGAAAGUUGAAGAUUUCUUUAAAAAUAUUUCAGAAGUGCAUAUUUUAAUCUGAGAUAACAGUGAUGUAUUUUUGGUAACAGAGCAUGGAAAAUAUUCCCAAGAUGCUAUUAAAAUCAGUCAUCACUGAGAUAUAAUGAUUGUCAAACUUACUUUUAUAUUGAAAGCUUAACUCCUGAAGUACUAAAACAUAGGCCAUUUGUCUGUUAUAAAAUCCUGGUCUGGUCUCUCGGAAGGCAUAAAAAUACAGGAUCAUCAAGUGUAUCAGUCCCUCUUCACCUUCCAGAACAGGUCUGAGUAGAUCUGAUUUAUUUCCAAUUUAUAAAUAACACUUUGUGUUUGAGUUAGAAUACAAUUUUAUUAUUUUGUAGACAAUCCAAAUAGAUAAUAUGAUAAACUAUGCUGUUCGCAAUACUAAAUCCUAAUCAAUUGA